This is a messenger RNA of Sclerotinia sclerotiorum 1980 UF-70, 90 nucleotides long. RefSeq lists its product with no specific name. The transcript has a single exon. Bases 1 to 90 code for a protein of 29 amino acids. NCBI's taxonomy places the organism in Eukaryota, Fungi, Ascomycota, Leotiomycetes, Helotiales, Sclerotiniaceae. The record is from RefSeq and is a predicted model, not a curated record.
AUGCUUCGCCCUGGUCCAGAGGAAGCAGUUUGGGCCGGAAUAGGAUGCAAGCGUCUGCAACGGUGCGGAAGCCGAGACCAAGAUGAUUGA